GAGAAAGAGAGAUAGCGGAGAGACAGUGACACAGCAGGAGGGGGGUGGCCAGUGACUGAUGUGACCCGGUGUGGCUGGCUCAGGGUUGGGAUGUGUUGCUGAUCUACCACCUCAGUUCUCCACCGCUUCGUCAUGGAAAUGAAUUUGGCGCGCAUCCACGACAAGCACAAGCUGAGAAAGUUCUGGGAGGAGAAGAUUGAGAGCCACAGCCAAAUGAUGGGACACGAGGAAGUGAGGAAGAAGAGGAGCGCUCUAUCAAAGUUGCGAGAUGAGUGGGUGGAGCGGCUGAAGGUUCGUAACCAGCACCUGGAGCUCCUGGACGAGGAGAGGGUGAAGAAGGCCCAGAGCAUCCAUCGCAGCCUGGCCAUCUCGGUUCCGUAGCAUCUUACUGCAGAUGGGAUGGGGUCGCCGCCGGCGGACCUCUUCACCAUUUGCUGAAAACACUCAACUACAUCAUACCAACAUUGCUAUGACAGUACCGGGAGCCUUAAGUAACAGAUGAAGACAUUACAAGCCAUUACAAUUUUGGUGACCGUAAGGUUAUAACAUAGGCUCUGCGCCAAGGGGUUAAGCAGCUCAUCCCUGUGAUGGAUAACAUAGACAUAAUCCACUACAUACAUAUCCAGGCUAAUAUCUAUAUGUUGGACAAUGUCAUGCCACUGUGGGUUGGCCAUCUAGGGUGGACAAUAUCUGGAGUUUAAGGAAGUGAAAAGCCGUGCUACAUAUUUAUUGACUGAAAUGAACCUGUAUUAGCCUGGCUCUCACACAGACCCUUCGUGCUUCGUGCAUCUUUGUUAAUCUUCGUGAGCUCGCACUUGGGUCUGGAAAUCUUAGACGAGCCCAAAGGAAUCAGAUAUUUCACAGCCUGUCCAAUAAGAAUCACGGGGCGGGAUCGUGGGGCGGUGUAUAUACAAGUCAGUGGUUGAAGUAGUACUGGGCUGUUUUGAACACACCCACACCUUUCCAGAGAUAAGCGAUUGACAAUAUUCCAGAACAACCAUCACGUGAGAAGCAGCUUAAACCUGUAUGCCUAUCAUAGCUCAACGCUAGCGAGGUCUUCACUAUACACUUGUACUUACUUAAUUCAUACAGAGGCUUUGGAAUGUCCGAAUUGAGAAACCACGGCUGGUGGGAGCGCACUCUGUUGACGUUUGAAAUGUUUAUCUGAUUUACUUACGUUUGAACGUGCACGUGCAAUCUUCUCAUAAUCUGAUGUGUAUUUAUGUACGUAAAGAGGCAUAGCCAUAGUCUGUACUGGUCAUUACUGCAAGUGUCAGAUGGAAUCGUGGUCUGUUUAUGAAAAAAUAACAUGGUGGUGGUCAGCGUUUGAAAGGCCUUCAGGCAAAGAUUGAGAUCAGUGUAUGAAGAUGAUGACAUUCAUGAUAACAUCAUGAUGAUAAUAUUCAUGAAUGUCAUAUGGUUAUAUUCAGUGUGUAAAUUGAUGAAAAAGGAUGUCUCUUGGCUUGGAAAGUGCAUAGUAAACUAAGAGAUCCAACAGUAUUUUAUCUAUAACAUCGUCAUAAAGUAACUAUUUGUUACCGCCUUGCUGUCUAAAGACGA
This is a messenger RNA of Engraulis encrasicolus (European anchovy), 1560 nucleotides long. RefSeq names its product protein FAM240C-like. The coding region runs from base 133 to 381 and encodes 82 amino acids. The transcript is spliced from 3 exons. NCBI's taxonomy places the organism in Eukaryota, Metazoa, Chordata, Actinopteri, Clupeiformes, Engraulidae. The record is from RefSeq and is a predicted model, not a curated record.